This is a messenger RNA of Symbiodinium sp. CCMP2592, 2607 nucleotides long. Lineage: Eukaryota; Dinophyceae; Suessiales; Symbiodiniaceae. The record is from the annotation of a GenBank genome assembly.
AUGGCGUUUCCCCCACGUUCCUACAGGUCCUUUGCGGCGGCUCUGCGUCAGGAGGAGGCCUUGGAGCUGCGACUGAGGGCCGACACCCAGCAAGCGCAAGCGGAGUCUGCAGCGCUCCGCGACUCCAUCUACUUAGAGGCACUGCAGCAGCGCGCUGCAGAGGAGAGCGCUGCAGCUUUGGCCCUCGAGCUUCAUGGGGCCAAGACUCAGGCUUCUGAAGUUUGGCAAGAGUACGAAGCGCCCCUUGCCGGGGAAGCUGCAGCGAUGGCAACCCUGCGGAUGCAAACGCAGGAAUUGCGAGAGAAGAAUACCAGACAUGUUGCCGCAGAGCAUCGACUGAGGGAACAGCUUCAAUCGCUGUUAUCAGAAGUCACGGACCUAUGCCAGCAUUCUGAGGCUCACGAAGAGCAUCACGAUGACCUGCAUCGCAAGGUCGGCGACACCUCCGACCUACUUCAGCGCAUGCAGCAGGAGCAUUCUGAGCAAGAGGUCGCCUUGUCCCACGCACAAACGGGCGCUUCGCGGCAUCAGGAAGACCUCCGCAAACUCGAGCGGAUUGCUUCAGCGCACCAGGGUCGGGUCCACGCGGCCAACGUGGAGAUGGCGCAGCUUGCAUCCAAGCUUGAGGAACUGCAGCUACCCACAGAAAACUUCUCGGAGGUCGGGCGGCUGCAGCAUGAGCUGCACUCGAGGGAAGAAGAGCUCGAGGUCCAGGAGUCUGCAGCUGGGCUCAAGGAACUGAAUUCGCCAGGAUUGCAUGAUUGCUUUUGCAAUUCAUUGCUGCACCCAAUGGUUUUCCGCAGAGGUCUGGCCAUGGAAAAAACCGAAGAAGCGCAGAGAUAUCCAACCCCUGGAAUAAUCUAUGACAAGGGCUCCCAGCUGUACUUGCAAGAUCCAGCAUACUGGAAUUACUGGGAUCGUCCCAUCAAGCCAGGCUAUCCUGCAGAUGACUUCUUGGAAAGCAAUGUAACAUCUCCGCCAAGCGUGUGGUGGGAACAACGCAGGCUAUGGCGCAACAAAUGGAAGCAGCUCGGCACCGGAGACGAGGGAAUGGCAACUUUCCCGUAUGACGGUCGACCGCCUCCGGGCUGGAACGGGCGAUGCGUCAGGGAGCCCGGGCUUCUGAAUGCAGACUGGGGGCGCCCAAAGCUGUGGUGGGAAUGGCUCGAAAAACCGGCGAACAGUGUUUUGGGGGAUUGGAAAAGUGGUCUGAAGGCGGCAGCCAAAUCCAUGGUUGGUGACUUCGUCGGAAGCUUUUUUGACGAUGAGAAGUGCACGUUGCCAAUCAAGCUCGACUCUCCCAUUUCCGAGUACUGGAAAGAGGCAGGUCAAGCUGGCUUCGACUUGGAAAGUCCUCAAGCGCCGUGGCCCCGACGAGGAACUUUCCGCAGAAAGAAAGCCGAUCAAAAGGUGUAUGCUACCUGGGACCAAGAGAAAUGGGUGGACGAACAUACGCUUCGACGUCCUACCAUAAAAGGUUUUCCGAAAGCCUUAACACCUGCUGGACUGGAGCGGGCUACGCCACGCUUUGAAGACAGGUUCGAGGAAGACGAGCCCGCAACAUUGGACCCACGGCUGCCGCGCCCUGCAAGCCUACCUGAUCUGAACGAGUACGUGGAGAGCCAGCGGGAAGAGAUGUUCGAAGAAGCGAGAAUGAAGGCCUUCGAUGGCAACUCUGGGGCGUUGGGUUCCAUAGCAGACACGCUGUCAAAAUCGCGCAACGACGAGAUCCUGGCCUUGAGAGGUUACAAGCGUUUGAUGAAGGCGGAGCCCGAGUGGCUCGACAAGUUCCUCGAAGGUGAUGUCGAGAAGGAGGAUGCCCCAGUUGGAGAGGGAGUGGAUGAGAAGACUUUCGAGAUGGUGAAGGAGCCGAAGCAUCCGGUGUGGGAGCCCACGCCGCCUCCGUGGCACCCCGGCGACAUUCUGAAGAAGAUUCCGAAUUUCGAAAAGAUCUGGAAUGAGCGCAUGAAACAAGCUCUGGGAGCUGCUGCGAAUUUCAGUCGCUUUUCUGGCCGAGCUGCUCGCGAAGCGCAAGACGACUUGGACCACCAGUGGCAAGAUCUCAGCCAGCCACCAGACAACUCGACGAGAGGUCUCUUGAAGAGGGCUGAGGCUGAAGCAGAAGCUGAGCGAGCUGCCGAUCCACCCAUUGUGACGGCGGCGGACGAAGCCGAGGUCAGGAUGAAUGCAAUGGCAAGCGCCAAUGUGGCUGACACAGAGGGCGCAGCAGACGAUCCGAGCGAGGAGCUCGCUGCUGUGACUGCUUCCCCCUCGAAGGGGGCCAACACCGAGAUUCCGGAGGCGCAGAAGGUGGAUGCCAAGGAGGCCAGCCUUCCAACCCGCACCGCUGGCGUCACCAACGAUGGUACGACGCCUGGCUACGGCAAAUCUUCCGUGAGAAGAAGAGGCAGCGCUGCCUCGUCAAAGAAAGACUACAACGCUUUGUCCAGCGAGGAAGCCUAUACAUCAAUCAACGGCGAAGCGAAGGUGGACCCUGUGACGAUGAAGGCCAGUUCGGCAGCUGCCGAGAUGCUUUUCGCCACGGGACUUCUGAUAGAGCCAAGAAAAGCUUGGUCGGGGAACGGUGCUGUGAGCUCGUUUCUGUGA